Molecule: messenger RNA, 1083 nt
Organism: Dendronephthya gigantea
Lineage: Eukaryota; Metazoa; Cnidaria; Anthozoa; Malacalcyonacea; Nephtheidae
Product: ropporin-1-like protein
Exons: 6
Coding region: 56-733 (225 amino acids)
Source: RefSeq, a predicted model, not a curated record
CAUUUUGUUUUUCUUUUUCAUUCAUUUAUCUUGUUCAUCUUUUCAAGAAAGGCCAAUGUUCAACAUGCCCGCCACAGAUGAACCCAUUUAUUGUUCGCAACAGAUCAAUAUACCGCCAGAAUUGCCCGAUAUUUUAAAGCAGUUCACGAAAGCGGCGAUCCGGACGCAACCAAGCGAUGUUUUAGAAUGGUCUGCUGCUUAUUUUGAAGCCUUAUCAAAAGGGGAACCACUUCCAGUAAAAGAUCGUCUUGAAGUGCCUAUUGGCGCUGCCCUUGAAAGGCCAGUCACAAAGGGUUUUAUAGAAGUAUUGCACAAACAGCUUGGUUCUAAACCAGUAAUCGAACGGUCAUCAUUGGAAGAGAAAUGGAGGCAUUUAUCGUUACCAGAUGACACAUUGUACAAUAUUUUAAGAUUGGGCAGUUUUGCAGAAGAAAUAACAUGGCUACAUUUCCUUUCACUUGCAUCAGUGACAAUUAGUGAGAACCUUACAGAGGCAAUGAAAACUGUUUGUGAAAUUCUAACAACAGACUUGGAAGGUGGUGCGAGUAGGAUUGAUUUCAAAGUCUUCAAAGAACUGUACACAUACCUUGCAAUGAUUGAUGGUGAAAUUCCAACGGAGCAUGUAAAUAAUGUCUUGGAACAUCUGCAAUAUGAUGUCGAAAAACAAAAUGGUUUGAUUUCACCAGAAAACUUCAUGCAUGAGUCAUGUCCUCCUUUAGCUUCACAGAUCUAACAAACAUUUAUACAGUGAGUGACAUUGUAGUGUGUAGCCAUUCACCUGGCUGUGUGGAUAUGUUAAUGAAUGUAAAUAGACUAUAUGUCUCAAGACAUUAAUGUUGUUUAACUUGUUUUAUAGUUCUUACUGUUAAUUUAAGACCAUUCUUUUGAAUUAUUGUAAAUACAGGCAGUAGUUUAUAAUCAUUCUCCAGCAGUCUGGCACAAAGAUCUAUCCUCAGUAUAAACAACUGUAAUGAAGCACAUCCUUGGUGCAAUAUCUAGCAAACACCUGCAUCAUGUUGGGCUGCCAUAGGAUUCUGGUUGAUUAAAAAGGUUGUUAAAAAUGUCAGUGUAUGUUAUCUUCUA